AUGGGAGAAUAUGCUGAUUCUGGACUGGCAAUUGGAAUCUCAGCAACUGCAACGCUCUCUGAACUCUUUGUCGACGGACAUUGGCUCCUCCCACCAGCAAGGUCUGAGCAGUUACUUCAAGUGCAGAUACACCUCACAACGAUAGUGCUAGUGGAUGAAGAUGAUCACUAUGAAUGGGUAUUGAAUGACACCACCACAAAACGAUACUCAAUAGGAGAUGUGUAUAGGAAACUGAGAAAUGAGGAAGAGGAAGAGGUACCUUGGGCCAAAAUUGUCUGGAUCAGUGCUGGGAUACCGAAGCACGGUUUCCUAACUUGGUUGUUUGUCCUAAACCGCUGUCCGACUAGAGAUCGCUUACUAAGCUGGGGGCUUCAGACGGAUUCGGUUUGCCUUCCCUGCAAUGCAGCGGCUGAAUCAAGGGAUCACCUUUUCUUCCGAUGUCCUUACACUUGGGACCUAUGGCAAAUCAUCGCAGAAAAGUGUGGGCUGAUAUCAGAAAGGGACUGGAACGACUCAAUCCUGCAACUGCAACAACUACAGGGCAAUAGGUUAAGGAAGAGACUCACUUACAUCGGCUGGCAAGCUGCAAUAUAUUAG
Brassica napus (rape) is the source of this 597-nucleotide messenger RNA. RefSeq lists its product as uncharacterized. Bases 1 to 597 code for a protein of 198 amino acids. The transcript has 2 exons. NCBI's taxonomy places the organism in Eukaryota, Viridiplantae, Streptophyta, Magnoliopsida, Brassicales, Brassicaceae. The record is from RefSeq and is a predicted model, not a curated record.